ACACACACACACACACACACACACAGGAACAUAUGUUGUUCUGACAACUAAUUGAUAUACAUAUUUUUUACAUUCUUGCCUCAGGUUGACAGCCAUGUUUACAGCGUGUUUGAGGCUGCUGCUGUUCCUUCCUUUGGUUUGCUGCAUCCCCUCCACCUCCUCCACCUCCAGAUCUUUGUCCAGACUCUGCAGACGAUGCUGCGACCAGCAGGAUCCCCCAGCAACCUCAUCUCAUUAUCAGAUGCCUGAAGUCAAAACGGUCAUCAACAUGACCAUCCUGAAAGGUGAUAAAGGUGACAAAGGAGACAAAGGCACUCCUGGAAAGCCCGGCCUGGAGGGCCCUUCUGGCCACAGAGGACCCAUUGGGCCUAAAGGCAGCAAAGGCCAGGCAGGUGCCCCAGGAGAUGCCUGCAAGAUACCUCACUCUUCCUUUUCUGUGGGGCGUCGCAAGGCCCUGCACAGUGUGGACUACUACCAGGCGCUGAUUUUCGACACAGUAUUUGUCAACCUGCACGAGCACUUUAAUAUGUUCAAAGGCAAGUUCUACUGCUACGUACCAGGGGUCUACUUCUUCAAUGUCAACAUCCACACCUGGAACUUCAAGGAGACCUACCUCCACCUGAUGCACAAUGACAAGGAGCAGGUGAUUCUUUACGCUCAGCCCAGCGAGAGGUCUAUCAUGCAGAGCCAGAGCGUCAUGCUGGAUCUGGCUCUGAACGACGAGGUCUGGGUCCGGCUGUACAAACGGGAGAGGGAGAACGCCGUUUACAGCGACGAUGUCGAUGUUUACAUCACCUUCAACGGAUACCUGGUGGCACCCAGCAUCCAGUAAAAGCACGAGUGGGAAUAAAAUCCAGAUUUGUGUUGGAUUAUUCACCGUUUUUCCCCCACAGACAUCAUUAAUCGGAGGUUUAAAAUGACACUGAGUAUUUCCUGCAGAGUGGAGAUUAAAGGAAGGGUGCUUCAUGUUCAAACCCAAUGAAAUAUUAAAAAGGAAGGCAGCACAUCACUAAAUUAGGGACAAAAGGUAAAAUACUUCUUUGCACUACUAUGAUUGUAGCAGCUCAAAUAUUUUUUGUGGGAAAAGACAUGAACAUUUCUGAGAUCACACAUCUUUGUGACUUCAUACAGAUUCAUGAUUCACCCCUAAAUAAUGUUUGAGUGGUUUGGACGAUUCCUGUGUUAGUUCAGAUGAUUCAACUUCUCAGAGAAACAGAUCAUUAGGUGUUUUUCCACAUAUCUAUAUUUUAUAUCUAUAUUUUAUCAUUUGCAGAUGUGUGUCACUAUUUCCCAUGGUGAAAAACCAUGUGAGCUGGCCAUUUGAAGCACACCAACAUAACGCAUGUGCUGUUUUCCUACAUGAGCACAUGAACACCAGGGCUUCGAAAAUGACACGUCGCAUGUUUUCUUUUUUUUUUUUUUUUGGUGUAAACUAAAAACUGCAGAGCAGUUUAUGUAAAUAAUUGUAUAUUAACUAUUUUAGCUAGUUUUCAGAUGUCAUACCACUAAUGCUGUUGGGGCUGUAAACAAUUUGAAGUCAUUUUUAAUCGCUAUUAUUAAAGUAAUUUUGGGUCCCGUUGUCAAUAAGCAACAAAUAACGCUCUUCAAUAUAAAAAAUAAAGGUUUUCUUAAUUUCCAAAGUGUCUUUACUUUUAAAAACUAAUGUUUUUAUAACCAAAUGUUCAUCACAUCACUGCUUUGACUGUUUCUUUAUUUUCUUUAAAUUCCUUAGAUCUGACACCAUCCAGCUUAGUGUUUGAGCUCACUAUGAAGCCGGUUAAAGCCGAGAGGGAAACAGUGUUUGAGAUUAAACCCUUUAAUUUGGCAGUUUUUCCAAAAUAAACAAACAAAACUCAUCUCAAACUCCCAGAAGCAGCGGAUGAGUCUGCAGCUCCAUCUGUUUGGCCAUACCUCCCUCAUUAGCUGUAAUUCCAUCUACAGGGAGGCUUUGCUAGGGAAACACACACACACACACACACACACACACACACACACACACACACACACACACACACACUGCAGCAUUGUAAAUACUUUAAGCUCUCAGUGGAGAUCUGCAAAGCUCUGUUGGGAAAAAAAUGGGGCAUAUUUCCUGGUUCGUGGACCCAGGAUGAUAGAGACUGUUCCAACAAGCUGUGAGCUGAGGUGAACACAGGAAGUGUUUAAUCUGACCUAGUUUGGGUUUGUAUAACUUUGUCUUGGUUUUGGAGAUAAAAUAUUGAUGUGGCUAAAAAACUAACAAUCUAAAUAUGCAUUUAAAGAACAAGUCACCCCCAAAUCAACGUUUUCUUUCCUGAUAAACUAUAUAAAUGCGUGUCUAAUUUUGCUGCAGACACGUGUUGUCAAUAGUUUUGCACUUUAGUGCAUUUUAGUUAAAAUUUUAAUUUUCUGCCUGAAACUGUCAGUGUUGUGCCGUUGUCAGGUAAAAACUGUACUGCAGUUGAAUGAAAAAUCUGCCAUCGCUAUUGGCUAAGAGGUACCCUAGAACGUUAGCUGGUACCAUAUGAUGUCACAAUGUCGUUGUGAGCCUGUGUGUGUAUGUGUUAGCGGCUCUGCCCUCUCGGUCAGCUAGGCAAAAACAUUUGUUGCAUUUUUCAAACAGGAAGCGGGGGUUGAAUAAGAAUCUGGUAGGGGGUGACUUACUCUUUAAGCAGCAAAAAAAAAUUCAAAAGCAAUUAGAUGAACUUGUGUGAUUGUACUGCAGAAUAAUUUAGGUUAAAAAGACAACAACAGAACCAAAAGCAAACAAAAAAUUUAAAAUAUCUUUUGGAUAUGUAUGCAACCAUCAUGUUUGUUGAAAAUGUUGGGUUAUUAAUCUAAAACAUAUGGCGGUUUAUUACCAUCAGUUCGAAGGGAAAAAAUGAAGUGAUCUUGUAAUAACGAGAAACUUUCUUGUUACAAAAUGAUGUUUAUAUUAUCAGAUAUAAGUUUCUCAAAAUAACAUAUUUAAUAACUUGUAAUAAUGAAAGAUUAUAAUAGUAAAAUGGCGGUUCUAAGUUUUGGAGUUCUACUCAGAACGAACCAGGCGACUAUUCCAGUUCCUGAUGUUAAAACUUUAGGAAGUACAACAGCGGCAGUUAAACAACAACCGGGAUAAAAGUGUCAAACAGUGAUGCUUGAAACAACAAGUUACGCUCGCUAGUUCUCUUCUCUGCCAGCUGCGCCAUGUACAUCCCGUUGCCAAGGCAACAGAAUGGCAGUUCUUCAUACCUAUUGUUUUUAAUUGUAGGCAAAUAACAUUAAAACACCCACAGACUUCCCACACAGAAAGAACAUGCUAAGGUAAUAUCAGGACAUACAUCAUUUGUGAUUGUGAAAAGAUUUCAACGUUUUUAAAUGUGAAAGAGCACAAACAGGAAGUCAAAUUUCAUGUUGAAAGCUGCAUCUAAACUACAAAGCAGAACUACCGCCAUUUUGCUUGGACAAGAAAUCGUGAGGACUCGGGCUGUUUUCUCCGUUGUUUUCAAUGUGGAGGACGAAAGUGUGGAGGAAUACGUUCUUCUGACUUGUUACUGCCUCUUAAAGAAGCUCUUUUUGACUCCAUUUAAUUGAGUUUCUUCUGGACGGGAUUCAAACAUCCUUGCAGGAUGUCUGUGUUUCACACGUUAGAGUUGUCUUAUUAUUACGAGAAAGUUUCUUGUUGAAACAAGAUUUAUAUCAAGUUUUAAUGAGUUUCUUGUUUUUACGGAAUAAUGACCUUUGAAUUUUUUCCCCGCACUGACUGUAAUAUGCUUCUGCACAAAAGCAUAUAUGGAAGCAACCAAGUAAAAUUAUUAAGCAUUAGCAGAAAUGAUCUUUAAUUUUCUCUGUACAACUGCCAAUUUUGACUCAUAAAUAAAAUUAAUUGGUAAUCCUC
This is a messenger RNA of Nothobranchius furzeri (turquoise killifish), 3856 nucleotides long. RefSeq names its product C1q and TNF related 6b (gene c1qtnf6b). Gene Ontology annotation, molecular function: protein binding. Lineage: Eukaryota; Metazoa; Chordata; Actinopteri; Cyprinodontiformes; Nothobranchiidae. The record is from RefSeq and is a predicted model, not a curated record.